Messenger RNA from Aphanomyces astaci, 1840 nucleotides. RefSeq lists its product as hypothetical. Bases 46 to 1737 code for a protein of 563 amino acids. Gene Ontology annotation, cellular component: endoplasmic reticulum. NCBI's taxonomy places the organism in Eukaryota, Oomycota, Saprolegniomycetes, Saprolegniales, Verrucalvaceae. The transcript has 8 exons. The record is from RefSeq and is a predicted model, not a curated record. Gene Ontology annotation, molecular function: dol-P-Man:Man(5)GlcNAc(2)-PP-Dol alpha-1,3-mannosyltransferase activity.
UUUUUGCUUGCUUCUCCUGUACGUGUAAGUGUGAGGUUGUCGACGAUGGCGGGCGGCAAAGCAAAAGGAACGAGCCUCCGGAGCGAGAAGCGGACGACCCGCAUCGACAAGGAUGUGAAGAAGGUGUCUGCCACGAACAAGUUGCUGUCGUACGCGUACGACUUGCUGUGGAGUUAUCGGUACUUUCACGUCAUCGUGGCGAUCUUGUUGGCCGUGGAAGUGGUGCUCGGCGUGCUGAUCAUCCAAAAGAUCCCCUACACGGAAAUCGACUGGAAAGCCUACAUGCAGCAAGUGACUCAGUUCAAGAAUGGCGAGCGCGACUACCUCAACAUCCGCGGCGACACUGGGCCGCUGGUUUACCCUGCCGGGCACGUAUACAUCUACUCCAUCUUGCACUGGGUGACGAACAACGGCCAAGACAUUCGUCUCGCUCAGUACAUCUUUCUCGGAUUCUACUUGAUCACGAUUUCCGCGAUCUUUGCGAUCUUUUACCGCUCGCGCGUGGCGCCGCCGUGGACCGCAAUCUUGGUGUGCACGUCAAAGCGAUUGCAUUCGAUUUACAUGCUGCGCCUCUUCAACGACGGCAUCGCCAUGAUGUUUCUGUUCAUUGCCGUCUACUUGUGCUGCCGCCAGCAGUGGCGUCUCGGCUGCCUCGUGUACAGCUUCGCCGUGUCCAUCAAGAUGAACGUGCUGCUGUUCGCGCCGGCGCUGUUCUUCUUGCUGCUCCAGUCAUCCGGAGUGCUGCGCACGAUCGGGUACUUGUCGAUUUGUGCGUCACUCCAAGUGGCGUUGGCGUUGCCGUUCCUCAAAACGUUUUGGUGGAGCUACCUCACCAAAGCGUUCGAGUUCAGCCGCGUGUUCACGUACACAUGGACUGUGAAUUGGAAGUGCAUCCCCGAACACAUCUUCUUGUCGAAACCGUGGGCGCUGUUCCUCUUGAGUGGGCACAUCGUGGUGUUGAUUGCAUUCUUGCACAAGUACUUCUUCUCGGGGCCACAGGGGUUGAGUGUGUCGGCGCUCGUGUACAAACCCUUCACAUUGCGCGAACGCGUGCCCAUUCGCGUCGAGCGCAUCGUCACGUCGUUGUGUGUCGUCAACUUCGUCGGGAUUUGCUUUGCCCGUACAUUGCACUAUCAGUUUUACGCGUGGUACUUUCCCACGUUGCCGUACCUGCUGUGGAAGACCAACAUGCCGUUGAUCUUCAAAGCCAAAGUGCUCAUCAUUUGCGAGUUUGCGUUCAAUACAUUUCCGGCCACGGACGUGUCGUCCACGGUGCUGCAUCUGAGCCACUUUAUGCUCCUCGCGUCCUUGUUUACGGCCAGUGACGAAAGCAAGUACCAGUCGUACUUGGAUGCCGAAACCCGCCAAGACUUGACGCAUUUCGUCAACGAAGAAUGCUUUGACGCGGCGCGACAGUUUGCCAUGUAUUACGGCAGUGUUACUGAAGAGUUGGCCGAAGGGGCCAAGGUGGUGUCGAUUGAUGAACAAGAGAUUGUGCUGCGCUUGCCAAAGAUGAACUUUACGCUCGCGAUUGGGUUUGGCAGCAGUGCCCCCGUGACCACUGAAGGUUAUGCGCGUCGCGUGCUCAGCGGCAUGUCCAAGGAAGCUGAGGACGGAUUAGCCCGCGGCGUCAACAUGGGGCAGGUCAUGACUCGCGACUACAACGAGUUCAAGAAGAACAACAACGAAGCAGCGGACGACGGCGAGUUGAACGUCCAGUUGCGCCGUCGAAAGUAGUAGCUCGGAAGGAACCAUUCAUUGCCCCUGUGCGUCGUUCGUUGGAAGCGAGGGGGGGGUAGCAUGACAAUCCAUAAUAUAUGCUGUCAUAUGUUGCAACAUA